CGCGUCUCCAGGCAACCGCCCGGGCCCGGAAGUGCGCGCCACGAGCAUGCGCGGGCGGAGGCACCUGGGCAGGUUAGGGCGGAGAGGAAGCGGCUGCCGGGCCCGCCAGGGACGCCCCGCCGCCGCCAUGAUGCGCUUCAUGCUGCUCUUCAGCCGGCAGGGGAAGCUGCGCCUCCAGAAGUGGUACCUGGCCACCUCGGACAAGGACAAGAAGAAGACGGUCCGGGAGCUGAUGCAGGUGGUGCUGGCGCGCAAGCCCAAGAUGUGCAGCUUCCUGGAAUGGCGGGACCUGAAGGUGGUCUACAAAAGGUAUGCCAGCUUGUACUUCUGCUGUGCCAUCGAGGGGCAGGACAACGAGCUGAUCACUCUGGAACUCAUCCAUCGAUACGUGGAGCUACUAGACAAAUACUUCGGCAGUGUGUGUGAACUCGACAUCAUUUUCAACUUCGAAAAAGCCUACUUCAUCCUGGACGAGUUCCUGAUGGGGGGGGAGGUGCAGGACACUUCCAAGAAAAGCGUCUUGAAGGCCAUUGAACAGGCAGACCUCCUGCAGGAGGAGGACGAGUCUCCCCGGAGUGUGUUGGAGGAGAUGGGGCUGGCGUAGUGGGGCUCCCUUCAGAACCUCAGGCCGUCUUCCCUCGCCACCCUGCCCCUCCCCUUCCUCCACUGCCCCUCAAGCUCUGCAAAUGCCGACUUAUGAGGCUCCGGCAGGUGGGCAGCCGAACUCUGCAGCCCCCCGACUCGGGGACGGGAUCCAGGGCAAUUUGCAUCAUGGUCCCGGAUGGCGGUAGUGAAAGGACCUUCUUGCGACUGCCUUCAUCGGCCAGUUGUCGGUUCCUGCCCCCUUUCGCACCUGCAGCGUUGCCUUCCGACAGAGCCCGCGGCGCCCGCCUUCUCUCCCACCCCUGGGGAGGGGCGCAUCGGGAGGCUCCGAGGUCGCCAUAGACCGGCAGCUUCCUUGCCCCCGAAGGCGGCCCUCCGGGUGCUGGAGGUGUGUGUGUGUUUCUCUGCACUCCGCCCCUGCCAGCGCUUCUCUCUGACCCAAGGAACGGGGGCAGGGAAGCUCUUCCUGGGGUUUCUGGAAUAAAAUGUGUCUGGAAUAGUC
Molecule: messenger RNA, 1105 nt
Organism: Crotalus tigris (Tiger rattlesnake)
Lineage: Eukaryota; Metazoa; Chordata; Lepidosauria; Squamata; Viperidae
Gene: AP1S1
Product: adaptor related protein complex 1 subunit sigma 1
Exons: 5
Coding region: 47-604 (185 amino acids)
Biological process (GO): vesicle-mediated transport; intracellular protein transport
Cellular component (GO): intracellular membrane-bounded organelle; membrane coat; AP-1 adaptor complex
Molecular function (GO): clathrin-cargo adaptor activity
Source: RefSeq, a predicted model, not a curated record